UCCUCGUCACGUGACGGGGGCCCGGCGGCGGCGGCGGUGGAAGCGGCGGCGGUAGCGGCGGCGCGUCGUUCGCGGCGCCCAGUGCACCAUGGUGGUAGCAGUGGCGGCUUCUGAAGAGGCUGCGGGAGGAGGAACGGCGGCGGCGGCUGUGGUGGUGGUGACAGCGGCGGCAGCGGCAGCGGCGGCGGCGGCGGCGCCUUCGCCUGCGCCUGCGGGUGGUAGAAAAUGGCGGAUUUUGAGGACUUGCGGAAUAUGGUUUCAAGUUUUCGGGUUUCUGAGCUACAAGUAUUGUUAGGCUUUGCCGGACGUAAUAAAAGUGGACGCAAGCAUGACCUCCUGAUGAGGGCUUUGCAUUUAUUGAAGAGUGGCUGUAGCCCAGCAGUUCAGAUUAAAAUCAGAGAACUUUAUAGACGGCGUUACCCACGGACAAUUGAAGGUCUUUCUGAUUUGUCCACGAUAAAACCUUCAGUUUUCAAUUUGGACAGUAGCUCAUCACCUGUGGAACCCGACUUGACUGUUGCUGGAAUCCACUCAUUGCCUUCUACUUCGGUCACACCUCAGUCUCCUUCCUCACCUGUUGGUUCAGUGCUCCUCCAAGAUACUAAGCCUUCAUUUGAGAUGCAGCAGCCAUCUCCCCCAAUUCCUCCAGUCCAUCCUGAUGUUCAGCUGAAAAGCCUUCCCUUCUAUGAUGUUCUUGAUGUUCUUAUCAAACCCACAAGUUUAGUUCAGAGCAGUAUUCAGAGAUUUCAAGAGAAGUUUUUUAUUUUUGCAUUGACACCUCAACAAGUAAGAGAAAUAUGCAUUUCCAGGGGAUUUUUGCCAGGUGGUAGAAGAGAUUACACUGUCCAAGUACAGAACUAAGAAUGAUUUCUCUUUGAAUACAGAUUGUGCCUAGCAGAGACUAGCUGUCCUCAAGAGGAUAAUUAUCCCAAUAGUCUGUGCAUAAAAGUAAAUGGGAAGCUUCCUUUGCCAGGUUAUGCACCACCUCCAAAAAAUGGAAUUGAACAGAAACGCCAGGGACGCCCACUAAAUAUUACAUCGCUUGUUAGGUUAUCUUCUGCUGUGCCAAACCAGAUUUCCAUUUCAUGGGCAUCUGAAAUUGGAAAGAAUUACUCCAUGUCUGUAUAUCUUGUACGACAGCUGACAUCAGCCAUGUUAUUACAGAGGUUAAAAAUGAAAGGUAUUCGAAACCCUGAUCAUUCCAGAGCACUAAUUAAAGAGAAGCUCACUGCAGAUCCUGACAGUGAAAUUGCUACAACCAGUCUUCGGGUAUCGAUGAUGUGUCCCCUAGGAAAGAUGAGGCUGAACAUUCCAUGUCGUGCAGUGACAUGCACACAUCUGCAAUGUUUUGAUGCUUUUCUUUACCUACAAAUGAAUGAAAAGAAACCUACCUGGAUUUGUCCUGUGUGUGACAAAAAGGCUGCCUAUGAAAGUCUAAUACUAGAUGGGCUCUUCAUGGAAAUUCUCAAUAAGUGUUCUGAUGUGGAUGAGAUUAAAUUCCAAGAAGAUGGUUCUUGGUGCCCUAUGAGACCGAAGAAAGAAGCACUGAAAGUUUCAAGCCCACAGUGUACAAAAAUAGAAAGUUCAAGUGUCCUCAGUAAACCCUGUUCUGUGACCAUAGCCAGUGAAACAAGCAAGAAAAAAGUAGAUGUUAUUGACUUAACAGUAGAGAGCUCUUCUGAUGAUGAAGAAGAGCCUCCUGCUAAGAGGAAAUGCAUAUUUAUGGCAGAGACACCAAGCAGUCCAACCAAAGGGGUUCUCAUGUAUCAACAUCUGUGCCCGUCAGGGUGCCCAGUGUGAACUGCCGAAUGCUGCUAUUCCACUUCAUUAACAGAUUACGCAGUGCCAUUCCACCACACACCAAUCAGUAUUUCAACAGAUUUGCCAGGUUUGGAUUUCCUUUCCUUAAUUCCAGUUGAUCCACAGCAGUACUGUCCUCCCAUGUUUUUGGAUAGUCUUUCCUCAACCCUGUCAACACGCAGCACAGCUGGAAACAUCAUCACAUCCACAAGCCCCCAGGAAAGCAGCCACUCAUGUUAGUUCAUCAAGCAGGAGUGAGCUGGGGUUAUUACCAGCAGUGGGAACAACAUUCCAGACAUAAUCUCUUUGGACUAAAAAGGACUCAUUGGACUACAGGAAUAAUUAGCCAGCGCUGCUCUUUCGUGCAUCUCUGGUCCAUGGAAUCGAUUUUAUUGCCAGUUAGGUUGAUAUUUAUUGAAGACAAAUGGAUCUGUUACCUUCUGAAAAUGAAAAAAAAGAUUAUGUGCAGCAAGAAGUAAAUAGCUUUGAAGGAUUUUUUUUUUCUUAUUCAUAAAAUACUGAGUAUCAAAUAUAUUCAGCCAAAGUUGCCAUCUUUUAAAAAUGGUUUCAGUUUCUUUUGUUGCUGGAUGGAUUCUACAAACUGGUUAAAAGUAAGUUUUUGUUGUAAUACACAGCAAUAAAAUUAUGUAAAUAGUCAAAUUUUUUUCUAAUAAAAGGCAAUUAACUAUUCUAGAAAAAUGUACGCCACACAGUCUAUGUGAGAGUCUGCUUUGCUGAAUGAGUAUUUCACAGAUCUAACUUUGACUUGAAGGAAUCCUUGUGAAAAUCCUGGCUUACUUAUGCUGUUACAACUUCUCUUUCUAUCCAAAGGAAAGGUCUCAUUUUCCCCAGAUUGUCAUUGACACUGUAGUAUUGCUUAUGAAUGCAAAAUGAAAUUCUGGUAUUUGGACAUUUUUUAUUCUAUAGAGAGAUCACUGCAAAUUCUGCUCUAGGCAUAAUAUGUUUUACUGUUAGUGGAUGUACAUUCCUGGUACUUCGUGCCACCUUUUGGAGUUUUAUUUGUUUUCUCAAAAAGGAAAUACUAUACAGCUAUGGACUAAAAACAGUUCAGUCACAACUUUUGUGGAUGGACUAAAGGAGUUUGGUAAUAUUGAUUGAAUGUUAUAAACUAAGAUAGUUUCCCUUUUUGUGAAAAGUUUGGAAUGUAGCGGGAUAUUAGGGAGAGUUGAGAAUAAGAAAUCUGAAUUUGUUUGCAAAAGCUGUGUUUUCUCUUUCAUUUUAUGGUAUAGGAUACAGAGAUCCAUUUUCACUCUAGUGCUCAGGAAGGCAACGCUAACACUGAAACCUUUGAGAGCCUACAGGCACGUUUUUUUCCUGCCCUAAGAAGCUAGUUUGCUGUAGGAUAUUUGUUUCCUUUGUUUAGUUGAAAAUAAUUCAAAGAACUUGGUUUUUCCACUUGCUAAAUUUGGUACCCAUAACCUUUAAUUAACUUUCUUUGGAAACAGCAUCAUGUUCUUUGUUUAAUUUAAUUAACUUGAGCAAGUUGUUGGUUCUCAAGGAUUUAAAUUACUUCAAAUACUAUUCUUUAGUUUGUGUGUUUUUCUUUUCUAAGAUGCAGUCAUUCCACCUAACUUUGAAACUAAAUCUCUUCUUUGACUGCCAUACAAUCGACUAAUCUUUUUCUAAAACUGAGGUGCCUUAAUGAGUACCUGUGGACUCUUAGCAUGUCUUAACCAGGGUCAGAGGGAAAAGUCUGUAAAAUAGUCCACUGCAGAUGAAUGACUGGGUUCAUAGGGUCGUGGAUAUAGAGCCAACAGGAGCCAUCUAGUUCACUUCCCCUCAUUUUAUGGAUUUGGAAACUGAGUCCCGAGGAGAUUAAUUUGUACUCAAUUCUUUCCUUGUGGCUUGAGAAGCUCACCACUGUCCCAGGUUGAUUUUUGCAAGUAUUUUACCACGUAUUCACUACUUGUGGGCUUUGCUUAAUUUCUUUUGUGGGUUAUAUUAAGUUUGUACAGAUUUAAUUUUAGGUAGCUUAUAGAUUAAUUUUCAGGGCUUCAACUAUGGUGGUAAACACCAUAUGACCUCUUGGGAAUGGAUAUAGAAGAUGUGAAAUAUAAUGAAGCAAACACCAAUUGUUAUUCACAACUUCUUUUCAUUACUAUAUCAUGCUCCUUCAGCAGGUUUCCCCAUCCAUGUGACAAUUUUGUUUCAAAACAGAAACUAAUAUUGCUUUUCCAAGAAGCCUUCUUGGGGCACCAUGCCAGAUGCUUCACUUAUUUACAGCUGCCUUGUCUGUCUUCUAACUUUGUAAUCAGAUAGUAGUGGUAUCCCAGUUUGUCUGACAGUUUGUUUAAUAAAACAUGAUGUAUAUUGUUUA
Dromiciops gliroides (monito del monte) is the source of this 4138-nucleotide messenger RNA. RefSeq names its product protein inhibitor of activated STAT 2 (gene PIAS2). Gene Ontology annotation, biological process: protein sumoylation; regulation of transcription by RNA polymerase II. The record is from RefSeq and is a predicted model, not a curated record. Gene Ontology annotation, molecular function: transcription coregulator activity; zinc ion binding; SUMO ligase activity. Lineage: Eukaryota; Metazoa; Chordata; Mammalia; Microbiotheria; Microbiotheriidae.